UUGUAUCAAAAAGUUGGAACAACAACAACUUUGAACUCAGUUAAGCCCGUAAAAGAUAAAUAUGAAUUAACCAAACCGGCAUAUGAGUCUCAACUGUCAGAGUUGAGUGCUUUAGAAGAAGAAAUAUUCCAUAUGAGAUUCUACUCAUUCAGUGUUGAGUUUCAUGGGUCAACAUCAAUAAAAUGUAAUAGCUCUGGCUGGGAUAGGAAUAGGUACCUGACUGACGGUGCGGGUCAGUCUUGUCAACAAGGAUUAAAAUCAAAAAUUGAAGGUAAAGGUGAGUGUUUUAAAAGUCAUACAAAUAAUUGCUACUCUGGGCCUCAUGAUGAAUGUGCUUUGGGGAAUAAUCCUGUAAUUGAAGGUUCGGGUGUUAUUUACUCCAAAUCAGCAAUUAAAAAAGAUCAGAUAUGUUGUACACUAGACUGCUUCUCAAAGACAGAGUUAUAUAUAAGCUUAACAGAUCAACCUUUUGUAGCUCUUGCAUUAGAGCAUACUUCGGAUUACUUUAGCAUAAUGAUUGCGCAAUAA
Molecule: messenger RNA, 528 nt
Organism: Parnassius apollo (apollo)
Lineage: Eukaryota; Metazoa; Arthropoda; Insecta; Lepidoptera; Papilionidae
Source: the annotation of a GenBank genome assembly